CACAGUUUCGUAAAACUAAAAGUCAAGAUUUUUUUUUAUUACAGGAAACUAAACGGAUCACUGGUAGGUAGGGAACUUGUACGCUUGUACGUGGUUGCAAGAGAACUAGCAGAACAUAAUAAAAUGUGGUCGGCGUGUGAACUUUGAUGUCGUGACUCCCUAUGCUCACCACUCCAUGCUGUCUAGCUCAGACUUCAGGCCUGAGCCAGCCAUUAUAAUCACAAGAUAUGCAAGUUUUGAUACUAACCUGUCAUCAUCAAUUGGAUAAACAGCUCAUCGAAAAACUCUGUCCUGUGUAAGGUGUAUGGAUAUUCACGAUGACCCCCUUUUCCUAUCUUGCCUGGCGUCAACUUUACUGAGGAUGGAGCACUGGUGGACGCCUGGCUGUGGAUUUCCCGUGCUUAAAGGUCAGGAGAGAUGAAAGGAAAUUAUAGAAACUAGGACAGAAUAUGAUCGCCUAGCCUAGAAAAGACUCAGCCCUCGCCGAACGUGGGCCUAUCCGGGAGAUGGCUAUCAAUUUGAGUGGAGGAUAAUAAUAAUGCGCUGGAGAAAGGGCGAGCUGUGCGGGUGACCGACGCGGAAGACUAAAUGCAAAAGAAAAGACUAGAAAAAAGUUUUUUCCCCUCAAUUUUACUUUUUUAUUUUAUUUUUUAAAGGGGGAAACGAGGUGUCUGUAGGAGGGAGUUUUUCUUCCGCUGAUGGACGGCUGUGUAAAGGUAUAAGUUCUUUAUUUUCUAUGUUUCUGUAAGGGCAAUGCGCAGUGGCCUCUUCUUCUCGUAUUUCUCAUCAUUUACCUCCUCUUCCUUCUCCUCUUGUUCACCUUUUUCUCUCCUUUUCUCCUCUCGCUAUACCCCACACACCACCUACUCGUCCACCCCAUGGAAGAGAAAAUGUAGGUCAACUGCCGGCAACAAGGUCCGGGAAAGUUGGCUGGUUGAACAAUUUUAAGGAACCCGUGCGUCAGCGGAUCAGCAGUCAGAAUUCAGUCGCUUCCACGGCCAGCAGCCAGCCGGGAACCCCUUCCAACAGCGCCUGAAACGAUCUCUAGCCGCAGGAGAACUAAUAAGGAAUCAUCAAAAACGAUACUUUUGCUCGUAAAAUUUCAUUUUCGAGUUCCGCCGUUGCAACAUUCAUCUUCGACAGGCGGAGUAAACAUAAGAGAAAGAGAAGGCGGUCCAGAUCGGAGAAACUUUUUUCGCUUCCGCUCGGCCACUUUAAAGAGGAGGCGCAGUCGCUGCAUCAAGUCAUUCACUGGCCAUCCAGCCACCAAAGCACAACUCAAGUUAUUUAUUCCUCAUUCAUAGUUCAUCUUUUGUGACAGAACAAGGAAAACAAAGAGAGGAUCUAUAAAAUGAUGAAAGCCUUGAUAAUGGCGCUCCUCCUCGUAGGAGCCGCGUUUUGCCAAGAGGCCGUCCCGUCCGAGCAAUCGACGCUUCAUCCCGACGACAAUCUAAUUGCCACCAGCACGGUCGCUUCUAAUAACAAGGAAGUGAACCAAGGAGAUGAACCCACCGUUUUACUACCGGCGCCAGUCGAUGUGUCUUUCGCCGUUGGCGUCAAAGAACAAGGCGACGGAGAAGGUGUUAUUCCCCGCGUCGAAAUUGAUACUGAUGGCGUCCCAAUUGUUCACGGAGUCGUUCUGCCUGAUGACCCCAAUGACACGAAAACCUGGCGCAAUGCUCGCGUCUUAAACAACGUCCUGCUCGACAAACAACAGCAGCAGCAACAGAGAGAUGACAACAACUCUGCCAUUCAAGAACAACAAGACAUGUUCAUCUACAGGCCUGCGAGCUCCGUCCGCAUUCUCAAUGACGAUUUCCAGCCUAGUCAAGCCGAUACCUCGUCUUUCUCACCGUCGUUGCCUUACCCGGCUUACUACUACCAGCGAUUCUACCAGGACAAAAGCUCGGCACAGCCCCAACUUCCGGAUUCGUUGGCUGUCGAGACGGACGAGGAAGAUUCGUCCAGCAAUCCCAGCGAAGCCGUUGAGUCAGUGUCGGAAGUAGACCCCAAUGUCGACGGGAGAGGCUUCAACAUUAAGAAGAAAAACACCGGCAUCGUCAAGGCGAAACCAGGAUCUUCAUACGGCUCUGGCGCUCGACCCAUUACCUACUACGUCAAAGCAGAAGAGGCCAAGGAAAUCCACGAUGACCGCAGUCCCUACGAAUACGAACCGGCCCAGCACCAGACUAGCUACUACACCAGUGAUUAUUCUACUCAGGAAUCCGUCUCUAAACAAGACGUCCAAUACUACCAGCAACAACUUGAGCAGCAACAACAGCAACAAUUGCAACUGCAACAGCAAGAGGAACAGCAGAUGAAAUUGAAACAUCAACAAGAACAAAAGCAACUUCAGCUCCAACAAGAACAGCAAUUGAAAUUGCACCAACAGCAACUCCUCCAGCAACAACAGGAUCAGCAAUUGAAACUCCAACAGCAACUUCUUCUUCAACAACAACAGGAGCAAGAGAAACUUCAAUUAGCUCAAUCUCAGCAGCAGUAUCAACAGGAAGCCAACCCACAACGUACUGGAUACUACCAACAAAAUGGCUUUGUGCCCGGUAACGUUGUUCCGGCACCUCAAGAUUCAUUCGUCAUUCGAGACCAGACCUACACCAGUGGAGGCCAGACUUUCUCUGUACCCAUUCCCGUUCCCAGGGAUCAGUACGUACAACAAUACGAUCAGCAGCAGUAUGCUGCUCAACAGCAGUAUGCUUCUCAACAACAGCAGCCGCAGUACGCGUACAAUUUCCAGCAGUAUCCUCCUCAGUUCUCUCAACAAUAUUACAAACAACAGCAACAGACCCAGCAGCCACUCGACUUCCUUGGCGCCAAGUUUAAGGAGCAGGUCCAGAAAGCUAAGGACAAGUUGCACGGAAUUACUGAUCCGGUGGUCGACCCUUUGAUGGAAGCUGGACAAAAGAUCUCAACUAAUUUGGGUCUGCCAGAUCGCGUUAACCAGAUCAAUCAGAAGGUUGCCACUCCCGGUAUUCUCGUCCCUUUGGCCAUGGUCGGUGGCGCCGCUCUGGCCCUUGGCGGUCUCGGCACGGCCAUCCAUUUGAGCAAUCCCGACACCAAGAACAACGUCUUCAAGACCCUCAAGAUUGACAACUCGACUCUGGCUGAACGCAUCACCACUGCUUUGCAUCCGUUCCGCAAUACUAGUCGAGUCGCCCGCUCCGCUGACGAUGAGGAUGAAGGCUAUCCGGCAGCAUCCGAAUUCGUCGACGACGAAAAGGAGAACCUCCUCAAUCACGUCCUGUCUGCCCUCAAUGGCCCGCAAAAGUCGUUCCUGGCUCAGAUGCAACAGACGGGCUUUGACGAAUGGCAGAAGACGCCGUGCGCCAAGCGAAUCUUUUGUGACGUCAUGAUCCAGCAAAAUGACGACGCCAUUAAUCUCAUGGAGAAACGCAUGUCCACCUUCCUCAGUCUACUGGACAGUGGCGUGGCGCGCAAUUUGCAAGCUCUGACGUCUGACGUGAUGGAUGGAAUUCGCCGUAGGAAUUGUCGAGCAUUCGUUUGCGGUAGCGCUCAACCCCAUCCCCAACAACAGUGAUACGCCCCGUAAAAACGGCCGACAUUCACGAGAGACAAAAGAGCAAUUCCAACCUGCUACUUUACAUUAGCGCCCAAACGGCGUCUCGGUCUUAUAUUACUUUUGUUUUUUGUCUCCAGCGUGCAUUCUUUUCUUAUUUUUAAUAAGCCUUUCGUUAAUAAGUUAUUGAUGAUAUAUUACUUAUUAUUGACUAAUUCUCUAUAGUUCGGACUAUCAUCAAAAGCUUGGAAGAAACAGCAAAAGUGUCAGAGAACCAUUUUAUUAUACGAACGCAAUUUCCGAACUGGUUUCGGCAAUUGGCAACUGAAGUAUUAGUUAACUUUAUAGUAAAAAAAAAACGCCUCUAUAUCUCGUGCUGUUUUGUUUCGUGUGUCGCCUCAAAGGUUGUUGCUUCAUUUUUUUGCAUCGACGUAACCCGCACACGUUUUUCUCGUUCGUCAGCCCGAUCUACUUAUUUACUAACGCUAUAUUUACAACGGUUUGAAAAUACAAAUGUCCAACUUUA
This is a messenger RNA of Daphnia pulex (common water flea), 4061 nucleotides long. RefSeq names its product putative mediator of RNA polymerase II transcription subunit 12. NCBI's taxonomy places the organism in Eukaryota, Metazoa, Arthropoda, Branchiopoda, Diplostraca, Daphniidae. The transcript has 6 exons. Bases 1352 to 3556 code for a protein of 734 amino acids. The record is from RefSeq and is a predicted model, not a curated record.